Ectocarpus sp. CCAP 1310/34 is the source of this 984-nucleotide messenger RNA. The record is from the annotation of a GenBank genome assembly. Lineage: Eukaryota; Phaeophyceae; Ectocarpales; Ectocarpaceae.
AUGCUCUACGCUGACGACGCGGCCAUCGUCUCGCGCUCGCCGGAGAGUCUCGAGAAGAUGAUGUCGGUCAUCGUGCGCGUGGCCGGCCUGUUCGGACUGAUGGUGUCGGAGCCAAAGACGGAGAUCAUGUGCAUGCUGCCAAAAGGGAUCGAGGAACGCCCGUUCACGGUCAGCGCCGCCGGCCAGACGUACAAGCAGACAGAUCGGUUUGUGUACCUCGGACGUACCAUCUCCGCGGACGGGAAGGCCGACCGGGAGAUCACGAGCCGCAGCUGCCGAGCGUGGAAGUGCUACCGCCGGAACAGUGCUUCGAUGUACGACAGGCGACGGGCCGACCGCCAGCUCAAGAUCCGGCUUCUCCAGGCUGAAGUGGUGGAGACUCUCCUGUAUGGGUGCGCCUCGUGGAGCCUAACAGCGGAGCACUACACGAAGCUCAAUGGGACCCACCGCCAGUUCCUCACACGGUGCAUCGGCUGGAGCAAGCGGAAACGCUCAGACCGCCCCCUGUCCUAUGCCCAGGCCCUCAUCCAGGCAGGCUGCGAGGAAACCAUCGAGGCCACCGUGCGCAAACGGAGACUGUGUUUCGCGGGCUUCGUUAUGCGCAUGGAGGACAGCCGCCUCCCCAAGCGCAUGCUGUUAAGAGCGAUGGCGGGGGGCGUGGGAUACCGGGGCGGGCAGGAGAGCGACUGGGUGUCUCGUCUAGGAGGACCUCGUGGCCUUCAACAUGGGAGACGAAAAGGAAGGGGGGAAAUGGAAAGAGAGCGCCAAGGACUCGGAGGUGUGGUACAACAAGGUCGAGAGUGGGGCGGCAUGGUUCAUGAGGAAAUGGCACAGGCAGGAGGCGGAAGCGUCCGCGAAGCGCCAGCGCGCGAGGGAAGCAGAAGCAAAGAGUACGACCAUCUCAGGACCGAAGAGAAAGAGAGCCGGGGAAGCGGCGGUGGGGGGGAAGAAACGGCGACCGGGCACUGCUGUAGAAGCGAGUAG